Messenger RNA from Alligator sinensis (Chinese alligator), 2504 nucleotides. Its product is annotated as gastrula zinc finger protein XlCGF7.1-like. The record is from RefSeq and is a predicted model, not a curated record. The coding region runs from base 169 to 1344 and encodes 391 amino acids. Gene Ontology annotation, molecular function: DNA-binding transcription repressor activity, RNA polymerase II-specific; RNA polymerase II cis-regulatory region sequence-specific DNA binding. Gene Ontology annotation, biological process: negative regulation of transcription by RNA polymerase II. The transcript is spliced from 5 exons. NCBI's taxonomy places the organism in Eukaryota, Metazoa, Chordata, Crocodylia, Alligatoridae.
GAUCCAUUUGCACUGCUGCCAUAACUUGGACUUUUAACUAGGUCACUUAGAUAUUGCUAGCAGUACCCAGCACCAACUGCAAAGCCUAGCUAGGAAGCUGGGUAAACAGUCAAGCUGUUAAUCUGUGCUGAGCUCCAUGCCACUGUAACUGCAUUGCCAGCAAUACCUAUGCUAGCUUGGAUGGACCCAGGGGAAGACUUGAUGUUCCCUGAUCUCCAAGACUCCAGACAAAGCAUCAUCCCGGGAAGUCCCUGCAUAAGUGAGGAACAGCUGUUGUCAGUAGGUGACAUUAAUACAAGUGAAAAUGAGGAGGAGAAAUUAAGCCAGGAAGGUCCUGAGCAAAACGGGUUGUCUGAGCCAUGUGUAGUGCUGAGUCCUGACAGGAGCAAAACCAGGCCAGAAAGACAACCGAGGAACAGAGGUGUUAAAUCUACUCCCCAAGCAAGAGGCUCCAAGAAACUAACAACUAUUGCUAAUCCAGAGAGACCCCAAGCAGAGGAGAAGCCCUAUAAGUGUAUAGACUGUGGGAAGGGUUUCAAGGGGCACUCUGCCCUCUCUACCCACCUACAGAUCCACACAGGGGCCAAACCCUUCGAAUGCACCAAGUGUGAGAAGAGCUUCAACAGGAAGGCAAACCUCAUGGUUCAUGAGAGAAUCCACACUGGGGAGAGGCCAUAUCAAUGCAAAGAGUGUGAGAAGAGCUUCGGCUGCAGCUCAAACCUCAUUGCGCACCGAAAAACCCACCUGAAAAAGAAACCUUACACUUGUGUCACGUGCACCAAGAGCUUUGCCACCAGCGCGGCCCUCAUCCAGCACCAGAGGGUCCAUGUAGAAGGGAAACUUUUCCAGUGCACCAAAUGCACCAAAAGCUUCCGUCUGAGCUCCAACUUUAUUAAGCAUCAGAAAGUCCAUGCAAAAGACAGCCCCCGUGAACAUACCACAGAACUAGCAUUUCAGGAGAAGAAACCAAGCGGUGGUGCAGAGAAGGUUGCCCUGGACCAGUCAAAAUUGCUCCUUGAGGAAUUGAGGAGAAUGAGGGAGAAUGUGGAUAUGCUUCUCCUGAAUCAGCAGAGUCAGUUACAAGUUCUGCAAGAGAUUCAGAAGCAGCUGAGCAUCCUCCUCCCAGGCAACGAUCUCAUUAACUCAAAUGUAUACAGCUUGGGGCUCCUGCUGGGACAGCAGGCAGCUGCAAUGGCCUCUCUGUCUUGUCCCCAGCUACUUAAUCCCAGCAGUCUUCUCCCCAGAAGUGCCCGGCCUCUUUCAUCCCAGUCAUCCACUUCUGAAGUGUUCACCCCUGUCCUGCCCCCACUCUCCCAAUUCUCUCUUACUCGUCCAGCUGCUUAGCACUCCUUGUACUGCCAGUAUAUCAACUGCAACUUCAUGUGGGUGCUUUUUUGUAUUGAUUUACUCUUCAAUAGGAAGGGCUAGGCUUGCCCACAGGAAGUCACAAUCAUGGUCUCUCUCCAAGUGCUGUAGUAGUGACCCUGACUGUGAGUCUGGAACACUCUUUACCAAGAUGUACUUAGCAAGCUUGUAGUAGGGGAGGUAUAAUCCAUCCUGUCUGCCCCUUGUAGUAAGUGGUUUGAGAGAGAGAGAGAGAGAGAGGGAGAUAUAGAUAUAGACGUGUUUCAUGUGACCCAAAUGUGUUCUUCAUUCUGGAGCAGAUACAGGGAGAGUACCCUCUCUCUGGUGCUGUAUGAAGCGUUUGGUAACUGGCCCUUACUGAGAUGCGCAUGAAAUUUUAACCACAGCAUACCUUGCAGAUAUGCCCUUAGUAGCAAGCUGAAAGCAAGGACACAAUCGUUGAGGAUGAAUUAGAGGGACUUGCGUGAGGGCUGCUUAAAUGCAUCUAAGCAAGAUGAUCUGAAUGGGCAUGCAGUUGAGCAGGAUGUCCUUACAUGAGAGAAACUUUACUGAGGCUUCUUUAAUUUGGCAAGAUGUUAAAUUAUGCAAGCAGAAUGGCCCUCUACGUCUACUAGUUGGCUUUGUUCAUAUUGCUUUAGAUUUAGUCAUUUCUUUUUGUUUGUUUUUGGAGACUUCUCAGUGAAGAGGUUUAAAAACCCAUGCCACUUCAUACAGCGCUCUUAGUGGUGGUCAACCACAAUUUUUGUUUUAAUCUUUUUUUUUUUUUCCCCCUUUAAAGACACUAUUCUUUAAAUGUGCUGUAGUGGCAGAGAGGAAGUGUUGCUUGUCUGGUGUUUUAAUAGGUAGCUAACCUUUUCCGGCAUAAUUCAUUAGGGGAAUGGAUUGUGACCCUUAAAGAUGCCCAGCCUUCCAGUCCACAUCCCAAGAAAAUGACUGAGACUUGCAGAGAGAGAAAGCUCAGCUCCAUCGUUCACAGCUGGGACUCAGUGCCCGUGGGAGUCGCUAUGAGCUAGGUCAAGUCUUGAGAAAGAAAGGAGUAAGCAGAAUGGCGAUAGGAUAAUCCUUCCUUUGGCACAGGCUACAGCAGUACUAGACUUAAGAAUGGCAAGGCAUGAGGGCACCCAUUAUACCAAACCCCC